Messenger RNA from Rotaria socialis, 751 nucleotides. NCBI's taxonomy places the organism in Eukaryota, Metazoa, Rotifera, Eurotatoria, Philodinida, Philodinidae. The record is from the annotation of a GenBank genome assembly.
GGGUACCUUGGGUGGGUGUGUGGUAGGGGUACCUAGUGAGGGUGCGGGGGUGGUACCUUCUCCCCCUUGCCGCUUUGUCUCUGUAAGGGAUAUGUGACAUAUAGCUACCGCUAUACCGCACUGCCGCUAUACCCCAAUGCCACUAUACCGCAAUACCGCAAUACCGCAAUAACUGUUGCGGUAUAGCGGUAUAAGCAUUUUGAUUUUGCCGCAAAAUCAAAUUCCCCACCAACUCUAUAAUUAUGAAUUAACACAGGAACUAUGUGAUUCAAAAGAGAAAGAAAAUCUUGAAAACAAACGUAAACUUAUGUUUUAUCAAGGUACAUUGCAUAGCCAGGGCCUAAUUGAAGGAUUUCUUGGCUAUUUACAAGGUGUUAUACAACCAAAUAGUGCAAAACCAAUGUCAACAAAAAAAUUAUUCAAAAAAAUUAUCGAUAUGGCUUAUAAUUCUUCCAAAAGCAAUUCAAUUAUUACCUGUGUCGUCGAUGGUAUGUUUCAAUGUAUGAAAAUCGAUUGGAAUAAUUCAUCGGACGAUGAAAAAAUUAAUAAGUCAAAUCAAUUAAUACAAGAAUUAGACAAUGUUUAUUCAUUAUUAUCGGAAUCUAGACAUGGCAUGAAAAAUUCUCGACAUGAUCAAGAAUUUAUAAUUUUGUCGAAUGGUUUGAAUGAUACUCAAAUUUGUUUAGUUAAAUGUAUAGCAAUACAUUUUUUACGUCUGAAUAAUAAUAAUAUUCAUAUUGAAAAGUAUUGA